AUGAAGCAAGAAAAUUGCUUCGAUGUUCGAGGCCAAUCUAUAGCUGUUGCCGGGGGGUCCAGGGGUCUUGGUCGCGAGCUGGCGCUGCAUUUAAUUGACCAAGGUGCAAAUGUCAACAUAAUAGCUCGAACGCAGAAGCCGCUGGACGACACGCAAAAGGAAAUGCAGGCUCGUGUGAAAAAAUCAGACCAGGUUGCCAGCUCUACAGCACUUGAUCUGACGGAUGCAGCAAAAGUUGAAAACUUCGUUGCGUCGCUUUCCGAUACCUCAUCGACCCUAUUCUGCGUCGCAGGAGGAACUGCAGAUGAAGUCGGGUUCUUUGCUGAUAUCUCGCCAAACGAUAUCAAGUCAUGCCUGGAACGAAAUUAUUUAUCAGCUGCGUUUAUUGCGCACGCCUUCUUGAGACGUUGGCUAAAACAACCACCUUCAGAGAACAUCACUCGUCAUAUAAUAUUCACAGCAUCUACAGCAGCAUUUGUCGGACUUCCAGGGUAUAGCGCAUAUUGCCCUACGAAAGCUGCAACGCGUGCGUUGGCAGAUACACUUCGGCAGGAAUUGCUUCUCUACCGGUCUCAACAGGACAUUCGAGUCCAUUGUACUUUUCCAGGGACAAUAUACACAGACGCCUUCUUUCAAGAGCAGUUAAGAAAACCUCAUCUGUUGAAAGAGCUUGAAGGCUCUGAUGAAGAUGGUGGUGGCUUACCUGCAGGCAGAGUUGCGGAAUUGAUACUUUCAGGACUCAAAAAGGGGCAUUACUUUAUUACUGUGGAUAGUGAUACAGCGUUGUUACUAAACAACAUGCGUGGUCCGAGCCCACGAGAUCGCCCUGUCUGGGACUGGUUUCUGGGGUUUGCGGCUUCAUUUAUGUGGCCAUAUUAUCGCCAGAAAUUUGACCGUGAAACUUUCAACUAUGGAAAGGAAACACUAAAAACUGAAAUGUGA
Messenger RNA from Talaromyces proteolyticus, 942 nucleotides. RefSeq names its product putative steroid dehydrogenase. Bases 1 to 942 code for a protein of 313 amino acids. Gene Ontology annotation, biological process: sphingolipid biosynthetic process. The transcript has 4 exons. The record is from RefSeq and is a predicted model, not a curated record. Gene Ontology annotation, molecular function: 3-dehydrosphinganine reductase activity. NCBI's taxonomy places the organism in Eukaryota, Fungi, Ascomycota, Eurotiomycetes, Eurotiales, Trichocomaceae. Gene Ontology annotation, cellular component: endoplasmic reticulum membrane.